AUGGCCCAAUUCGUCAGAUAUGCCUCCACUAAGUAUGAUGUCGUAGUUAUUGGAGGUGGUCCAGGAGGCUACGUCGCUGCCAUCAAAGCCGCCCAACUCGGUUACAACACUGCUUGUAUCGAGAAGAGAGGUGCAUUGGGAGGUACUUGUUUGAAUGUCGGAUGUAUUCCCUCGAAGUCUCUUUUGAACAACUCCCAUUUGUAUCAUCAAAUCAAGCACGAUUCUGAAAACCGAGGCAUUGCCAUUGAUGGUGAGGUUUCUGUCAACUUUCCAAAGUUAAUGGAAGCUAAAGAGAAAGCCGUCAAGCAAUUGACCGGCGGUAUUGAGAUGUUGUUCAAGAAGAAUAAGGUUACCUAUAUCAAGGGAUCGGGAGCUUUCGUAGAUGAGAAGAAGGUUAGCGUCACACCAAUUGAUGGUUCGGAAGAAUUAGAACUUGAAGCCGACCACUUCAUUGUCGCUACCGGUUCUGAGCCUACUCCAUUCCCUGGAAUUACUAUCGACGAAGAAAGAAUCGUCACUUCUACCGGUGUCUUGGCCUUGAAGGAAAUCCCUAAGAGAUUGUCCAUCAUCGGAGGUGGUAUCAUUGGUUUGGAAAUGGCUUCUGUCUACUCUAGACUCGGUUCCGAAGUCACUGUGAUCGAGUUCCAGAACGCUAUUGGUGCUGGUAUGGAUGCUGAAGUCGCCAAGACGUCCCAGAAGUUGUUGGCCAAGCAAGGUUUGAAGUUCAAGUUGGGCACGAAGGUCGUGUCUGGUGUCAGAGAUGGCGAAGUCGUUAAGAUCGAAGUGGAAGACGUCAAGUCAGGCAAGAAGGAAGACUUGGAAGCCGAUGUUUUGUUAGUUGCUAUUGGCAGAAGACCAUAUACCGAAGGUUUAGCUCUCGAAAAGGCCGGUUUGGAACUCGACAACAAGGGUAGAUUGGUGAUCGACUCUCAGUACAGAACUAAGCACGACCACAUUAGAGUCAUUGGUGACGUUACCUUCGGCCCAAUGUUGGCCCAUAAGGCUGAAGAAGAAGGCAUUGCUGCUGCCGAAUACAUCAAGCACGGCCACGGCCAUGUUAACUACGGCAACAUCCCCUCCGUCAUGUACACUCACCCGGAAGUCGCCUGGGUCGGUCUCAACGAAGAACAAUUGAAGGAACAGGGCAUUAAGUACAAGGUUGGUAAGUUCCCAUUCAUUGCCAACUCCAGAGCUAAAACCAACUUGGAUACCGACGGCUUUGUCAAAUUUCUUGCCGAUGCCGAGACUCAAAGAGUAUUGGGUGUUCACAUAGUUGGUCCAAACGCCGGGGAAAUGAUUGCUGAAGCCGGUUUGGCCUUAGAAUAUGGUGCCUCUACUGAAGACAUCGCCAGAACAUGCCAUGCCCACCCAACUUUGUCUGAAGCCUUCAAGGAAGCUGCCUUGUCCACUUUCGACAAACCUAUCAACUUCUGA
Messenger RNA from Scheffersomyces stipitis CBS 6054, 1434 nucleotides. RefSeq names its product dihydrolipoyl dehydrogenase (gene LPD1). Bases 1 to 1434 code for a protein of 477 amino acids. Gene Ontology annotation, cellular component: mitochondrion; oxoglutarate dehydrogenase complex. The transcript has a single exon. The record is from RefSeq and is a predicted model, not a curated record. Lineage: Eukaryota; Fungi; Ascomycota; Pichiomycetes; Serinales; Debaryomycetaceae. Gene Ontology annotation, molecular function: flavin adenine dinucleotide binding; dihydrolipoyl dehydrogenase (NADH) activity.